ACGUGGAUGUCGGUCCGCGGUGACGUCACAGACUGGUCUCUGCUGCCUCGGGCCGCACUUCGUUCAGGAGGACUAAAAACACCCAAACUGCUCCACGGCUCUUCGCAUCGGAUCACCGGAUAAACAACCGUUAAAAUGGGCAACUGUCAACCCACAGUCGUACCCUAUGAGGAUUUUGAUGUUCUCGCAGACAUCAAGGCCAUUCGCAAAGCCUGCAAAGGGUUUGGAACCGAUGAGCAGGCCAUCAUCGACAUCCUGGCAAACCGCAGUUCAUUUCAGCGUCAGGAAAUUAAACAGGCUUAUUUUGAUAAGUAUGAUGAUGAGUUGGUGGAUGUGUUGAAGAGCGAACUGUCGGGGAACUUUGAGAAGGCCAUCCUGGCCAUGCUGGACCCACCUGUCAUCUACGCUGUGAAGGAACUGAGGAAGGCCAUGAAGGGCCCGGGCACUGAUGAAGACGUCCUGGUGGAGAUCAUCUGCACCGCCACCAACGCUGACAUUGCCAUGUUCAAGGAAUGCUACUUUCAAGUGCAUGAACGCGAUCUCGAAGCUGACAUCGAAGGAGACACAAGCGGGGAUGUAAGAAACCUCCUCAUGGCUCUUUUGCAGGGCGACAGAGAUGAGAGUUACGAGGUGGAUGAGGAUCUGGCUGAACAAGAUGCGACCAGCCUGUAUGAGGCUGGCGAGGGUCGUUUUGGGACGGAUGAGUCCACUUUCAGCUACAUCCUGGCCUCCAGAAACUACCUGCAGCUCCAGGCCACCUUUAAGAUAUACGAGCAGCUUUCUGGAACUGAAAUCCUGGACGCCAUUGAGAAUGAAACUUCUGGGACGCUGAAAAAAUGCUACAUUGCUCUUGUGAGAGUUGCUAAGAACCCUCAGCUCUACUUUGCCAGACGUCUGAAUAAAGCGAUGAAGGGAGCGGGGACUGAUGAGGACACCCUUAUUCGCAUCAUUGUGUGCCGCUCAGAGUAUGAUUUGGAGACCAUCAAAGAAAUGUAUUUGGAGAAAUAUGACGUGUCACUGAAAGACGCCCUGAAGGACGAGUGCAGCGGUGACUUUAAACGCCUCCUCUUGGCCAUCUGCCACUGAAGUUUAAAAGCCGGGCAGACAUGGACAAGAGAGGCAGGGACGACGGAGUAUGUUUGUACCGAGGGCACUGCUGUUUUCUUUCUAACAAACUAAUUCUACUCAGUCUCUUCAUGUGUCUUUAUGUAGGCAGCAGGAGGGCGUGAUAAUACACUUGGCUCAUGUCUUGUCCAAACUUAGUGUAAAUUUGGAUGGCUCUCUUAUUUUUAACCUUUUCCACAGACAGAAACAAUGAAACUUUCUCUUAAAUGGACUACAGUUUUUUUGCCAGUUACUGCCCAUUUCUUUGUCAGUUUGUAGCUCCAAUUCUUUACCAGCAUUUACACAGUGGUCAGUUUUAGUCACAAGCACAGAAAUUUAUGCAUUUAGAGGAAUUUACUGCAGUCAGAGUGAUGUAGUUUGAUCAGGUGGUUCUUGCUUGGUAGGAUAAUCACAUUGCAAGCAUAAGAUAUUUCUGUGCAUUGGUUGAAAUUCGGCUACAGCUUCAGUAUUCCUCUCUGCUGCUGCAUUUACCAAUGUAAUGAAUAGUCUUACAUUAUUACCACUGUAGAAGUAUGACACUGAUUUAGAUCAAGUUUUUCUUUAUUCACGUUUAUCGAGGAUGUUUUGUUUCAACCACCGAGCCCCAAACUCAGUGCCUGUUGCGUUUCACUGCUGUUAUAACUCAUGCAAUCACUCCAUAUGGCUUGAAGUUUGACAUUAUACUGUAAAUGCAGAAAUGUGAAAGUGCAAAAUGAAGGAAUAUCUGUGUGUAUCGUGAAGGCUAUGCAACGUUAUGUGAAUGGAUUUUAUGAUUUUUUGUUUUCCGCAGAGCUGCAGCAGAACAUAAUAUAUAUUUUAUCAGUUUCUUAUUGAAACUAUGUGUUGAUUUUCAGUAUGUUGCAUUUUUAUCAUCUACUAGAAAAACUUGACAAAUCCAAAGUACACCUCACCUUGUUAUAUUUUUUGUAUUUUAUGACUAACAUAGUGGAGUGUUUAAUAUAUUACAUGAUUUAGUUCAUUGUUUUAGAUAGGCCAGAAGGUAUAUGAGAAGAAACCUGUGAGAAACAUUUAAAAUCUGGACAGUCUGAUGUCUCCAUUUGUGUGUCUCUAUAAGGCAGCUGAUAUUUGUUUUCAUUAACAUUAUUGUAAACAUUUUGCAGUAAAUGGAGUAGACUCAUAUUGUAACAGUAUCAGCCAGGACAUCAGUUGGGUUGUUGGACUAGUUUUUGUCUCUCUUUAGCCAAAGAAGUUUAGUCUAACCGCAAAUAAAGUUUCCUGUAACAUCACCAAA
Scatophagus argus is the source of this 2356-nucleotide messenger RNA. RefSeq names its product annexin A13 (gene anxa13). The transcript is spliced from 11 exons. Lineage: Eukaryota; Metazoa; Chordata; Actinopteri; Scatophagidae. Gene Ontology annotation, molecular function: calcium-dependent phospholipid binding; calcium ion binding. Bases 136 to 1086 code for a protein of 316 amino acids. Gene Ontology annotation, cellular component: cytoplasm. The record is from RefSeq and is a predicted model, not a curated record.